UCCUCCGGUAGCCUGGCAGGUGCAGAACUGAUGCAGUGGGGAGGGAACCUACCUAGGGUCACCCGCCAUCACUUUCAGGUGUUGAGCUGCUCCUUGCCUUGUGUAUUUACAGCAGUUUUGCCAAAGGUUGGGAGAAUAUUUAGUACAGGUGGACAUUUCCUAAGCUGUGGGUGAAUGUGUCAGCUGGAUUUCACCAUAGUCCCUGUGCAACGGUUUGUGCGGUCAGAGGUGCAGAGCAAACUGCCUUUUCUGUUUGCAAAUGCAAUAGUAGGAUUUUUCCUGGGAGCAGAAAUCCAGGCCUGUAAGCUGGAAGGUGAGUCAUGCCCUAAGAAGCACCCCUAGAGGGAGUAUGUGGGGAGACACUUCUUACCUCUCACUUUUGACCAUCCACCUACAGUGCAGAGAGAGGAAGGUUCUUUGUUUAGAAUUUUUAUUUUUAAGGGAGAGGACCUACUUACUCCCCAGUGAGAAUGAAGUCCUCUAACUUCUCAACAGGACAGCAGCAUAAGUGGUGGUGCUGGUUGUUCCCAGAGACGCUACCUCCACUGCUGUGUCUCAGUCCUGAAUUCCAGCAGUAUCAUCUCUAGAACUGAGGGUUCAGUCUCUGUUGUCUCCACCUCUCUGCUUAGACAGCCAGGGAACCGGUCCACACCAAUUAGGCUGGUGGAUGUUUGGCUGCUGCCCUAAGCGCCCCCUACCCACCUUGCUUCACAUUCUGCAGGUUGCUAUUUUCAUUCACUCCCACCUGGUCUGUUCUAAUGACUGACUUAGGGCUAAAAUGUUCCGUAUCCCCAUUGUGAGCUACCUUAACCCUGCUGCUGUAUACUGGUUAGGGAGACUUCGACUCCCCUCUAGCAAGGCAGUUGCUGAACUUUGCUAACAGCUUCUGCUCAAGCAUUUUCUCUUUCAGAGCAGAGGCCUCUGUCAAAAGCUGCUGUUCUCACACUGAUACCACCCCUCUUCCCCUGCUCGAGUCUUGUUCAUCUGAGGGUCCCUCAGAACUUUAGAUGCUAGUUCACUGUAGUGGCGCAGGGGCGCUAGUACUUGUCCUGUUUUCCAGUUAAGGAAACAUGUACAGGGAGGGGAUGUGAGUUGCUCAUGGUCACCCAGGAAGUCCCUGCUGAAGCUGAAAGCAGAACCCAGGAAUCCUCCUCCCACUUCCCAGUGCUGCUGGAACAAAUUGUAUAGUGGGGUUACUGAAAUCCCCUGAACCAAACUCUAACUCCUUUAUAUAAUAGGAAUCAAUUCAAGCUAGGGGGAGCCGCAGCACCCUUAGUUCCAGCACCUCUGCCCACCCUGCUGAAACCACCAGCCCCACACGUACAAUGCCACUUUCAGCACCCAUUAGCCCGGACAGCUCUGCAGCCUCCAGAACAGGCACCGGAACCUUUCACGGCGGGCUCUUGUUUCUUCUCGGGCCCUCAUCAGCGAUGCACCACGUGGCCCGGGGCAUUGUCCCGGCUUCAUGGGUAGGCGAGGCCAGAGACGCUGAUUGGCGUCCCCCCCAGCCAGUGAGAAACGGCGGUUUCUCUCCUGGGGUCCCCAGCAGCCAAUCACAGGUGGACGCCUCCGGAAAGGGUGGAACCUCAGUGUUGGGGGUUGCCCGGGCGUGGAGCCGGCCAAAGAUCCCGAAGCUGUUUGGUUCCCUCCGCUCUAGAGAUGGCUGCAUUUUAGUGGUGCGUCAGCAUCUCCCGUUCAAAAUGCCCGAGCAAAGCAAUGACUACCGGGUGGUGGUGUUUGGAGCUGGCGGUGUGGGCAAGAGCUCCCUGGUUCUGCGCUUUGUGAAGGGGACGUUCCGGGACACCUACAUCCCCACCAUCGAGGACACCUACCGGCAGGUCAUCAGCUGCGACAAGAGCGUCUGCACCCUGCAGAUCACCGACACCACGGGUAGCCACCAGUUCCCGGCCAUGCAGCGCCUCUCCAUCUCCAAAGGCCACGCCUUCAUCCUGGUCUUCUCCGUCACCAGCAAGCAGUCCCUGGAGGAGCUGAAGCCCAUCUACCAGCAGAUCCUGCAGAUCAAGGGCAGCGUGGACACCAUCCCCGUCAUGCUGGUGGGUAACAAGUGUGACGAGACCCAGCGGGAGGUGGAGACCAAGGAAGGGGAGGCCGUGGCCAAGGAGUGGAAGUGCGCCUUCAUGGAGACCUCGGCUAAGAUGAACUACAACGUCAAGGAGCUCUUCCAGGAGCUGCUCAACCUGGAGAAGAGGAGGAACAUGAGCCUCAACAUCGACGGCAAGCGGUCCAACAAGCAGAAGAGGACAGACAAAAUCAAGGGGAAAUGCAGCCUUAUGUAAAGCACCGGACUGUCCCUCGUCUCUUCUCCACCCUACAAGUUAAACAUCGGCGUUGCCCUCCCGUCUCCCCCACUCCUCCCUCUCGCUGCAUCUUAUCACUGUGACUGCUCUGGGGACCGUUUCCCUUUCCGAUUCCACGCUCGGUACGUUCCCCUCCCCUGGCGACGAGGGCCCUGCUCUCGCUCUCUGGAAGGGGGAUAUGCAAUACUGGGGGCUGGGUCGCACACGUGCAUUUCGGUUGCGUUUGUUUGCAGCGAGACGAGGGACGCGUGGGGGAAGCCAAGGAAACGCCGCAGGAAGAAGACUCUCGAUCAACAUUUUCUCUCUUCUCUUCCCCACUCUCUGGCUUUUGACUCCGUCUGUGGGUGCAGCCUGGGGGGAGACCUGUCUGAGCCUUGGCAUGGACACUCAGCCCUUCACAGAUACACUCACGUAUUCCGGCACGAACUGAACAGAGUGCUGCUAAAACAGACAACUUUUAGCUGGGGCAUAGGGGGGCAUUGUUUGGUUCCCCAACGCCGCCGAGACCCCAGAUCUACAAGCGAGAGGUAAGAGGCUGCUCUCAGCCCUCACCAGACCCUUCCUUACCAGUCAGAGGAACACACACAAUUCCCAAAGGGGUGAUCUGAUGUACGUCGCUUAACCGGAGACUGCAGGACUAGCAACGCGCUUCGUGUGUAGAGGCUGGAACACAAUCCCAAGGUCACCACGGCCCUGCUGGGGAUGGGGCCGCUCUCAGGUUGUUUGCCCAAGUUCCAAGAGACGCUGGUUAAUCAAUGAGGAUCUGCACAAGGACCUGGGAGCCGACAAGGACAGCUGGGGCGGGUACGAUACCCCACUGGGCAGUGGCACUCAAAGGAGGGGUCUCUACAUUGUCGAAUGCCCUGGCUAUUUGAACAGUGGGAGAUACUGAAAACCAAAAUGCAUGUGCUCAGCCCAAGGAGGAUUUUGGCUGGCCACGGCCAAGUUAAAGAGAACGAGACACUAGCCUAGGAGGAGUGGCCAGGAAUGGGAGCGCAGCGAGACGAGACAGAACCCAGCUGGAAGGGAGUUAUUUACGCCGAGGCAGCUGUGAGGUGGGAUGAGGGCAGGGUGUCCAGAGAGAAGUGAUCCCUUUCUCACCCCAGGAUUUGCCUUUUUCUUUUGUUGUUGCCAAAAUGCCAAGUGGCACCAGCGCAGCGUGAGAGGUCGGUAGUGCAGAGGUGACUAAAAGAAUAGCACAUACCUAGCCAGCAGUGGGGGUGAAAGGGCUAGAGGUGAAGGAGGAGGGGUGAGCGCCGGCACCUAGAUGGUGUUUUGGACGCAGUGUGGAGCCGGUGGGAUUUUCAGGGCAUUGAGGGAUGGGGGCAAACUGAUGGGCCGGGCCGGGCUAUGCCAGGCUGGACUGGGGCAGGCAUGGCAGUGCUAGGUUUGGUAAGAAUCUCAGCCUGAAGUGGAAAGUGUCACUGGGCAACAUCUGCCCCUAGCACCACUGUCUGUGCAAACAUCUGCCCUAGCACCACUGUCUAUGCAAACAUCUGCCCCUAGCACCACUGUCUGUGCAACCAGUGUAUUUCCGGGUGCAAGCAGGCAGCCCUUGGUGCACAACAGCUGGUAGUGGUGGUGCAAAACAGGCUAUGGUGCACACACACUGGGUGGGGGUGCGAGACAAGCAUAUGCACGCAAAAACUGGGCACCCGCAGGCUUGAUUGCCCGUUGGUGCUUGCACUAAUGCCUGUUCUGCGCACACACGGUUUCCACACUUCCCCUUUUGCACGCACAGUGCCCUGUUUUUUGCACGUGGACUAGGGGCCUGCUUUGCAAAUCUGGCUGGAUCUCUCCAGCUAGCGACGUCUGAAUCCCAAGCUGCUUCCUAGCCUUCCUCCCCCAGCGGCCACAGACUCUGCAGAGGGCCAUGGUCCAGCUCUGUGACAUCUGAAUCAGGAGCCGGGGGGAGGGGAAACCUUUGCACUUAAACCCUCAUACCAGAGUGAGCAAACCAGCAGCGACGGAUGGCACAGGGUGUGCUCCAGUGGGUACCACCCAGCUUAGAAAGACCCUCCUCCCUGCUCUCCAAGUACCACCCUCCCUCCCUGCCAAUGCACAGCAGCCGUGCGCCCCCCCCACCCCCGGUCUGCUCCAGGGGCAGCCCCAAGCACCGCAGCUGGCAAUGCCAGUACUGCAGCAGCGGGUAUUUUAUCCCUACGCUCCCUAGGGAAUUGCCCGUUGGGCCCCAGGGCCGACGGCUGCAGAUGCUCAGGGGUAGCCGUGCCAAGUGGGGUGACCCCAGGCACAUCCCAGCUGGACCCAAAGCCUGCACCCAGCCCCUGUGGUUGUAAUAGGCUGACCUAGAACCCCUGCAGCCUGGGCCCCUCUCUGCGGCAGGAGCCCCUUGAGCUCAGCCCUGCCACUCACCAGCCCCCUUGCCUCUUUAACCCUUCGCAGCCCGGAAGCUGCCGGCCGAAGCACAAUGUGUGGGGCUCCUCGGGAGCCCUGACCUAGCACAAUGGUGGUGAGCACUGACGGGGGCACCCCUGGGUUUGCGCUGCCGGGCCCCGGGGAGUGAGGCCGGGCCUGAUGCACGUGCUGCCUGCUGGACUCUUGGCAGUCUUGCAGACAAGGCAGGUCUGGAACUGGGCCCAAUGGCCUCUCCCUCCACCCCUCCCCCAGCUGCCUUGCUGGGGUAGCCUGCCGGUGGCUUGAUGCCACGGUGACAUCACCACGGCCACAUGGGUGGAGCCGGUGAAGGAAGCAUCACAGGGGGUGGGGGCAGCUCUGCCUGGAGACUGGCAAACCCCAGGCGAGUCAGAGUCCAAAGCAGCACCCGAAGGGGAGAAGUUCUGACCAGACUUUACCCCAUGCUCCAGUGGGGGCAGGAUUUGGCCUCCUUGAACCUGCAGAGUUGGGCUGCAGACCUGUGCGGGGCAGCCCGUCCCAGGCUCAGCUCCCCGAGCGGGAGUAAAUCCCCACGGACGUCAAUAGGGGCUGUGUCGCUUUAUGCCAGCGGGGGGAUCUGGCCCCCUCCAGCCCUGGAUAUGCAGAGACAGCCACAAUAAUGUCUAAUAAGGGGGUGGGUCAGAUCGCAGAGAGAGCAGGGUUGUGUUGGGUGAGCAGCUGGAGGAGGAAGAGGGGAGGGCUCUCUCUGAACCCCCUCCCAGCCCCUCGCUCCAUCAGGCAGGGCAGAAUCUGGGGGCUCCCUGCGGCCCAAGGAGGACUCAGCAGGAAGCAGCUGGCAUCCCUCCAGGCACUAGCUGCGUUCCCUGCUGAGCUUGCUCCUUGGGUGGCUUAGCCAGGCGGUCCCCUCCCGACUCUGCACCAGGGAAGGGAUGUUCUGCUCGCCCAAACCCAUCCCCUAGGGGGCGCUGGGGGCCUCCUCACCGCCAGGGGCGGCUUGUCCACUAGCGGGUAGGAGGAGUCUCUCUGCAUUGGGGUUCGCCAGCAGCUCGUUCCUCUCCCUGGCUGGGGGUCCAGGGAGCAGCCGCUGUGCUGCAAGUUAACGAGGAGGAGCCUCGGCUAUCCCUGGCCCGGGGUGGGCGCGCUGGUGCCACCGGGGGGUGGGUUGCCAAGCCCAAAUCCCUCCCACGUCCCCUGGUGCAAUCUGAGCAAGCGGUCUGCUCGGCUAGCAGGGCCGAUCCGUCAGGCAGAGCAGCCUCCCCCGGCUCAGUGGGAACCUUUCCCCUUGACGCUAAGGGGGGCUGGCCGCGGCCCCCCACGAGGAACCUAGGCUCUGACUCAAGUGAAGCCCCCCUCAGCAUAGCCGUGCUCAGCCCAUGUCUCGGACGGGGGGAGCCAGGCUUGGGAUCGCCCCAUUAGCCUGUUACCCCCGGAGGUGCCAGGCUGUGUAUCGAAAGCAAGGCACGGCCGGGGGGAGUUUUGUCGAGGGACUGACCCAUCCACAUCACCUUGAAACGAGGCCCAGUAAUAAUAAUAACGAGGAGCAAGAUGUUUGUUUACACGUGUAUCUCGCCCGGUCAUAUGAUAUUGAAGAUAACGUACUCCCAGCUAAGAGACUGGCAUCUUGAAUAUUGUAUGGUGCUUUGAAACGCAACUCUCGUAUCUUGCAUUGUAAAUACCAGUCCUGCCUAGACCCCCCUCUGACGCCAGCAUGAGAUCAGUAACUAGCUCCCAUGCAUUACUGGCUUUUUAAAACAAACCGAACAAAGAAAGAAAGGAACAAGAUGAUAUUACAAUGUAGCCUUUAUUCUAGAACUAGUCUUCCUGAAAUAAAUAAAUUACUCCUGCAUUCCCGCAUGGUUGGUGUGAUCAGUGGCUUAUAGCAUGGCCUGGCUGGGAAUAUCUGAUCUCCCCAGGUGGAAGUGUCUGGAGCUUGAUCCCUCAUUGGUCUGGGUCAGUCACUCCUCGACCAACGGUCUUUGCAACAAGACCUUUGGCUCUGCCUUGUCCAAUUCUGUCACUUCCCAUCUCCCCUGGGUGA
Molecule: messenger RNA, 6711 nt
Organism: Mauremys reevesii (Reeves's turtle)
Lineage: Eukaryota; Metazoa; Chordata; Testudines; Geoemydidae
Gene: DIRAS1
Product: DIRAS family GTPase 1
Exons: 3
Coding region: 1326-2297 (323 amino acids)
Biological process (GO): signal transduction
Cellular component (GO): plasma membrane
Molecular function (GO): GTP binding; GTPase activity; GDP binding
Source: RefSeq, a predicted model, not a curated record